AUGGGGUUGCAGUCGGCGGGGCGGCGAGAUAGGGGUGGGGGUUCAGCCAGUGGGUGGUUUGUCAUUGAGGCCUGUGGCGCUUUAGAUAAACAGACAUUCAGAACUUCCAACCCAACAGUGGAGGAAUUACGUGAAGCCUCAAUAGCUUAUUACAACAACGGGUCAAAAAACCUUCAACUUCUGGCAUGGAACUUCUUCAAAUCAAUGGACACGGAUGGAGAUGGCAGGGUAAGCCUGAUCGAGUUCGUUCAAUUCCUUCAACAACGAGGCUAUCAAUGGAUUCAUCCCAGUUUCUUCACUGAACUCGACCGCAACCGUGAUGGUAGCCUGGAUUUCUGGGAGGUUCUCACUUUGUAUUAUAUGGUAAAGACUCGUACCGUUUGUUGCAGCGAGUGCCGAGCGUGCCUGAAAGGGCUGUAUUUUACAUGUGUUAUAUGUUUUGAUCGUCCUGGCGAUGCCUUCGAUCUUUGCUCCACUUGUUACCGCCGGCGAACGUUUCGCCACCGCCACACGCAAUUCUUGGAUAGUUACGUUUUGCUCAGGUCGAGAAGAGGGCCUUCCAUGGGCACAACAAACAUGAAUCCCCCAUGCAUACCUCAGCCUCUUAUUCUCGCUCAACCUGAACCUGCAAAGAUAGGAUGGUGGAAUGCCUUUCAAACAUUAGAGACGGCAUUGGCUAUUGGGAGUAUGGCUUCUAUUGGCUGUAGCAUUAUGUAA
This is a messenger RNA of Pistacia vera, 717 nucleotides long. RefSeq lists its product as uncharacterized. Bases 1 to 717 code for a protein of 238 amino acids. Gene Ontology annotation, molecular function: calcium ion binding. The record is from RefSeq and is a predicted model, not a curated record. The transcript has 4 exons. Lineage: Eukaryota; Viridiplantae; Streptophyta; Magnoliopsida; Sapindales; Anacardiaceae.